Diachasma alloeum is the source of this 1296-nucleotide messenger RNA. RefSeq lists its product as uncharacterized. Gene Ontology annotation, biological process: DNA integration. The record is from RefSeq and is a predicted model, not a curated record. Bases 1 to 1296 code for a protein of 431 amino acids. The transcript has a single exon. Lineage: Eukaryota; Metazoa; Arthropoda; Insecta; Hymenoptera; Braconidae. Gene Ontology annotation, molecular function: nucleic acid binding.
AUGGACUUAGCAUCAACGACGGAAGUAUCAUCCGAGGCGGCUAAAGAAGCAAGACCGCCUAUUAUUAGCUCACAUCCAGUGGUAAUCGCUGAGAGAGAUGCACUGAUCAUCAGAUACUCAUCACUAAGAAAGCUUUUGCGGAGUACAGCCUGGGUAAAUCGAGCCGCUAAGCGCUUCCAAGGGCACCAACUACCCGAUUCUCCACAACUGGAACCACAAGAACUCGAAGAUGCGAGGCUGUAUUGGGUGAGGCAUACUCAACAGCUAUACUUCGAGGCGGAAAUCAAUCAACUGAAAACGGGAAACUCACUGGCAGCAAAUCAUCGUAUGGCAACGCUGACGCCAUAUUUGGAAAACGACGUCAUGCGCAUGGGCGCACGUCUACAAAAAUCAACGUUAGAUCCGGAGGAGAAAAAUCCAAUAAUUCUCCCUCGUCAUUCAGCACCCUCAUCGCUCAUCAUCGCAGACGCUCAUCAACGGAGUUUCCAUGGGAGAACUCAACUCACAUUGGCACAUAUUCGGCAGAGAUAUUGGAUCAUCGGUGGGCGAGCUCCAGUACGCUCAUACAUCAUCAAGUGCGUGACUUGCGCACGUCAUCAGGGAUUGAGAGCUCAACAGCUGAUGGGACAGCUACUGGCACGACGAGUGACACCAUCAAGAGUCUUUCUUCACUCAGGAGUAGACUUUGCCAGCCCAAUCAACAUCCUGAGAUGGAGAGGAUCAGGAGCAAACAAGACAAUGUAUAAGGAGUACAUCUGUCCAUUUGUCUGUUUCGCAACAUCGGUUCUUCAUCUGGAACUGGUAAUGGAUCUAACAGUGGAGGGGUUCAUCGCAGUAUACAGGCGCUUCACUUCAAGAAGGGGAAUUUGUGCAACCCUGACCAGUGAUAGGGGGAUCAACUUCAUUGGGGCAGAGAAAGAACUAAAGAAACUCUUCGACCAGGCAUCAAGCGAAUCGGCUAUCAUCGGGGAUCAGCUAGCAUCAGACGGAACUACUUGGAAAUUCAACCCUCCCUACUCGUCACACAUGGGAGGCAAAUGGGAAGCUGCGGUAAAAUCAACGAAAUAUCAUCUCAGACGAAUCAUCGGAACCUCGACCUUAACGUACGAGGAAUUUACGACUCUUCUUACUCAGGUCGAGGCUAUACUCAACUCAAGGCCACUCUGCCCACUAGCCAAUGACCUACAAGACACAUCGGCCUUGACACCAGGACAUUUCAUCAUCGGAGAAGCACUCACAACAAUUCCGGAACCAUCACUACAGCAAAUCAACACCCUCAAUAAUUACCCCCAAUAA